Molecule: messenger RNA, 770 nt
Organism: Williopsis jadinii
Lineage: Eukaryota; Fungi; Ascomycota; Saccharomycetes; Phaffomycetales; Wickerhamomycetaceae
Gene: JJJ3
Product: Jjj3p
Exons: 1
Coding region: 51-554 (167 amino acids)
Biological process (GO): protein histidyl modification to diphthamide
Molecular function (GO): metal ion binding
Source: RefSeq, a predicted model, not a curated record
UAUCUGGCUCGCUUUCCUCAGCGUGGAACCCGUUAGACGAGCUCGUAGUGAUGGAGCACCUUACGAAGAAGUCGUACUAUGAGCUGCUCGGCGUUGAGCCCAGUGCGACGCUGGCUGAGAUCAAAAAGGCGUAUAAAGAGAGACUGCUUAAUAGCCAUCCGGACAAGACCCAAAGGACGACCAGAGAUAACAUCGUUGUGGAGCUGAAGACGGCGUAUAGCGUGCUGUGCAAUGACGAAGCCAGGCGAGAGUACGACGACGAGGUACAGCGGAGGUUCCAGAAAAGUGGUCUUAUAAGCUCUGGCGAAGGGCUUGAUGUUGUCACCUUGGACGAUUUUGUAUGCGAUGUUGAGGCCGAGGGUGAGGACUCGAUAGCAACGUUCAGGAAGGACUGUCCCAGAUGUACUGCUCAGGACGGGUUUGUGCUGACUGACAAUGACCUUGAAGACAAUGGCACGCCCGAUGGGAUGGGUGGAUACGAGAUCAUCCUCCAGUGUAGUGCAUGUAGCCUAUGGCUCAAAGUUCAAUAUUACGAAGACGAAGAGGAGGAAUAACACGUUUAAUAGACAGUGAUCGUUAGAAAUGAGGCCCAGGUGUGUCCAGAUACUAUGUACAAUGCUUUAUAGACCGACUCUAUGCUUCUAUUAGGUGGAUGCCCUCACGUGUUCUUCAGCAAGAACAGCGCUGAGGGCCUCAGCCAUGACCGGGAAGUCCGUCAUCAGAGAGAUGUGACCCAGUGGAGACGCCAGCUUAGCAACGACGGGGAAAUC